Molecule: messenger RNA, 339 nt
Organism: Paramecium octaurelia
Lineage: Eukaryota; Ciliophora; Oligohymenophorea; Peniculida; Parameciidae
Source: the annotation of a GenBank genome assembly
AUGAAUAAAGCAAAAAGUCAACAAGUUGACAAUUAGGAUUAACAAAAUCAAUUAUAUAUUAAAAAAACAAUAAAUUAAAAUAUGGGGGUUAGUUAGUAUUUGUAUUUAAUUAUUAAUUAUCACCGACUUUUUCCAAAAAGGAAGCAUUCAUUUAAUUAUUAAAUUUUAUUUAUUGCAAAUGCCCCUGAUUCAAAUUAACCAUUUUAAAGGAAAUUUACUUUGGCUCAAUUUAAACCUUAAACAAAAUCAAUAUCUCAAUAUUUUAGUGAUAACUAUCAAAAAUACCUAAUACCGCAUAAACUGAAUCACCUAAUAAUAACUUAUAACAAGUCCUCUUGA